Molecule: messenger RNA, 1693 nt
Organism: Carassius auratus (goldfish)
Lineage: Eukaryota; Metazoa; Chordata; Actinopteri; Cypriniformes; Cyprinidae
Product: regulator of nonsense transcripts 3A
Exons: 11
Coding region: 44-1489 (481 amino acids)
Biological process (GO): positive regulation of translation; nuclear-transcribed mRNA catabolic process, nonsense-mediated decay
Cellular component (GO): nucleolus; cytoplasm
Molecular function (GO): telomeric repeat DNA binding
Source: RefSeq, a predicted model, not a curated record
AGAGUUUACGGAUUUCAGACAGCGAAGAGGGCGAAAUGGAGAUAUGAGGUCUGAAAAGGAGCAGAGGACAGGAAGCAGGGAGAGAGGCAGCGUGGAGAUCCAGUUCAGGGAGUGUCAGAGGGAGCAGGACAACGUCGCGGUGAACCCGAAGCACAAGGAGGAGAAAAAGGAGAUCUUCACCAAGGUUGUCAUACGCCGACUGCCACCCAGUCUAUCAAAAGACCAGCUCGAGGAGCAUCUGAGUCCGCUUCCAUCUUUUGACUAUUUCGAGUUCUUCCCUGCUGAUCAGAGCUUAUACCCACAUCUCUUCUCAAGAGCCUACAUCAACUUCAAAAACCCAGAGGAUAUCAUUAUUUUCAGAGAUCGCUUUGAUGGCUAUGUAUUCAUUGACAAUAAAGGCCAAGAGUUUCCAGCUGUUGUAGAAUUUGCUCCAUUUCAGAAGGUUUCCAAGAAAAAGUUAAAGAAGAAAGAUGCUAAAGCAGGAACUAUUGAAGAAGACCCAGAAUACAGGCGAUUUCUGGAAAAUUACUCCUGUGAUGAGGAGAAAUCAAUGGCAAAUCCAGAAACACUGCUGGGCGAGAUUGAAGCUAAAACCCGAGAACUCAUAGCCAAAAGGACAACACCUUUGCUGGAAUACAUCAAAAACAAGAAAUUAGAGAAACAGAGAAUAAGAGAGGAAAAAAGAGAGGAGAGGCGAAGGAGGGAACUGGAAAAGAAGCGACAGAGGGAGGAGGAGAAGCGGAAACGCAGAGAAGAGGAGAGACGAAAGCGAAAGGAGGCUGAAAAGCAAAAGAAGCUCUCUGAGAAGGAGAUAAAGAUCAAGCUUUUGAAGAAAUGUGAUGGAGACGAUGACGUGGACUCAGAUAGACUGAAAGAUAAAGGAGACAGCGGAGAGAAGGAGAAGAACAGAUGGGAAAAGCCAGCAGGACACACUAAGUCAAAGGAAUCCAAGGAUAAUAGGAGUCAAAUCGAGAGUGACAAGGAGCAGCGGGAAGGUCAUGGCCGUCGCCAAAGGGACAAAGAGCAUCGUGGCAGAGACGAGGAGCGCAAACGACAGAGGCAUCACUACGAGUUUGACAAAUUCAUGCGACGCAAGGAGGAGACCAAAUGGGGUAAAGGCUACUGCCAGGACAGAGCCAAGAAAGACCAACACCAUGGCUAUUCUUACUGCCCAGAGACUGGAGACAAACUGGGCAAGGAGGAUCGAGAGGACAUGGGCAGCAGGAAAGAACGGAUUCGCAAUAAGUCUGUGUUAGUGCAUCAGGAGAAAAGGACUUCCCAGUCUGAGGGGCCAGACCAGAUAGGAGGGGCUCUGCCAGCAAAGGACCGACCGGCAAUGCAGCUGUACCAACCUGGUGCUAGAAACCACAAGCGAAUGGGCUCUGGGAACAAGAUGUUUGACUUCCCACCGAUCUCUCCUGAACACGGAGGAGAACACUGCUACAAGAAGGUCAUUGGUACAGGCUCCGAGAAGAGUGCAGACGAGUGAAAAAAAAGACCAAGACAGGAAGAAGUCUACUUUCAGAAGCGAGGGUCAUGCCAGUAUAGUAAGAACAGUCAAGAUCAACCUUGUUUUCUGUCUUCUGAAUCUAUGUGUGAGUAUAGUGCAUUGAAAUCCCCUCUUAAUGUUUUAUACACAAAGUCAGCAGUGUCAUAAAUCUAAAGUAAUCAGUUUCUGUACACUUAUCAAGGA